AAUGGCUUCAAUUAUACGUGCUGUGUGAAUUCGUAUAAAAUAUUUUAAAACUAUUUUUAAUAAAGUUUUAGCUAAUUUUGCAAAUAAAAACGUGUUUAGAACGAAAAUCGGAUAGGCUGCCUUGCUAAGUGGCAUAUUAGUCAGUGGCGGAACAAGAAAUUCACCAUGAAAAAUGCAAAUGAAAAUUUUGAUCAAAUGAAAAACCUAAUUGUGAAAAUACGUACAUGAAGUAGAAAAAAGUAGAAGAAGCAGAGCGGGCAGCACAUAUUUACGUUGUCGUCGCCGUAGUGCUCGCUCCUAUUGUUCCAAAGCAAAAUAUUAUUGUGAAUAUAUAGUAUUAGAGAGCAACAAGGGUCCACGCGGGGCCGUUGCGCCAAUCCAAUAUGUUGAAAAUAUUGUACAAUUUUAAAAAAUACAUAAAGAAGAAGUGUCGAAAUAGUGAAUAUGUCAUUGAAAGCAAUAGGGAAAAUUGCGCCAAUAAGUAAAAUAUUUAUUUAACAAAAAAUAGCAUACAUAUUAAUGUAUGAGUGAACGAUGUGACAAAAUAAAUCAUGACCAAUUGUAAAAUAACCACCAUCAUGAUGGAAAUAUUAACCAAACAGUAAUAAAAACAACAAAAAAGAAAGGCAUACACACAACAAUAAAAACUAGUAUCCCCCUCCAUUCCCAGUAAUGGUGGGUACAAAGUAAAUUAAAAUUUCAACAAAGCAAUAGAAAAAAACAAAGCAUCAAGUGCAUAUAAAUAAUAAAGCUACAAAAUGUCUCGCUGGGGCGGCAAACAGAUUGUGGUUCCUUUGGAAACCUCCAAAGAGAGCACAAAUCGUCCAACCGUAGCCCGUUCCUUAGGUACCAUGGGCAAGUGGGGUAAAAUGGGUUUCACCUCGACAAGAACAUAUACAAUGUCUGCAUUGCCGGCAGCCGUAGCAGCAGCCGCAGCUGCUGUGGCCGCUGCCAGUCCUCAAGAAAGUCCAGCAUCGCAUAAAGAUGAUGACCAAUCAUCAUCCGCGGAUCCUCCAAAGCCACGUAAAUUCUUUAAAUCACGCAAUACUACACCGCCCGAAGUUAUAGCACAAAUUAUCCAACAAAUUCCCCGCACACCUGCUUCGCCGACACGUGAUUCCAGCGCCACAGGUGGUACAAUGCCCUCCUUCUUAGGCACACCCAUACGGGAGCCUAUCAAAAUGAAAAUACCUAAAACUAAUUCUGCAGAGCGGAAAAAGAAAUCUCCCAAAAAAUCAUCUAAGAAAUCAAGCACGACCACCACUAACUCAGAUGGCAGUGCAUUGGACGAUAGUAUCAAUGAAGGUCACACGGAUGUUGAUAAACCUCGUCCCGAACCAAAAUCAACAAAAAAGAAGAAAGCCGAAAAAGAACUUAAACCUGAAGCUCCACCAUCGCGUAUAUUGGGACGUGCACGCAAGGCUGUCAACUAUUGUGAAGAUGACUACGAUGAUCGUAUGCCAACUCCCAUCAAAGAUAUUGUAGUACCGAAACAAAAGAAAGCAGAUAAAGUUAUUAGUGUCCAAGAGACACCACCGCCAACGCCUGCUCACAAAGUCGAUGAUGUUUAUGCAUCAUGCGAUACACCAGAACCGGUAUUACCGCCACCCGCUGUACCAUCGCAGCAGCAACAACAGACGCAUGGUACAAUACUACAUCAAACACAAACCAUUGUAAAUAGUGCAGCUUCCAAAACACCCGAACAUCCUCCAAUUGUCUUGCGGAUAUCUAAAGGUACCUCACGCUUAGUCAGUACAGAUAGUGAAGAACAACAACCGAAUGCUUCCUCAUCAACGCCUCCAUCAGAACCAACAACAUCUGCUGCAACAACGCUUCUCACCGAAACGCCGCAGACAUCAUUAUCGUUGUCAAUAGGAAAAUCAUCUCGUCAAGCCUCCGUUGAAGAUUCCAUUACACCCGCCGCCAUAGUAACAACACCGAAGAUCAUAGUAAAGCCUUUAAAACCACCUCCAUCGCCUUCACAUCACCAUCAUUUAAGUGCUAGUGGGCUUGGUACACAUCUCGAAGAACAGGAGGAGGAAGAGGAAAGCGAAGAAGAAGAGGGUGAAGAAGAGGAGGAGGAGGAAGAGGAUGAACCCGAGCCAGAACCAGAGCCGCCGGAAAUCAACUAUUGUACUGUAAAAAUUUCACCAGAUAAACCACCAAAGGAACGCUUGAAAUUAAUCAUCAAAACAGAUGUCAUACGGAAUGCUCUAGCAGCCGCUGCAGCCGCUGCAGCUAAGGCCAAAGCAAAGAAGGAACUCCUCGAAUCUUCAGGCAAUGCAGGACGUUCUGGAAAGGAGGGUAAAACAAAGAAAAAGAAACGUAAACAUCUCAAGCACUCGGCCGUAGAACAGUUAGCGCCACAACAGGGUUGCUCAACGAAUGAAUUUAAAAUACCUUCACCACAUCCCGCCAGCAUACACGAACAUCAGCAAUUACAUACGACGCCGACGACGCAUCACCCGCCUACUCCCCUGUUACCCGCAGCUGCACCAUCAAAUUCGAAUGCUAGAACUAUUGUAUCUCCUGGAGCCUUAUCCGAGCGAGACUUCGAUUCGCAAUCCUCGGUCCUGGGUAGUAUAUCAUCAAAGGGUAAUAGCACGCCGCUAGAUAUCCAACCACCUCCUGAAGAAAGUUGCGUACUGCAUAGCAGAGGCUCUAGUGUGAUAACAAGUGACCUUGAAACAAGCCAGCAUUCUUCGCUGGUAGCACCACCAUCUGAUAUUGAGCUAAGACUGGAAUCCAUGAUGAUGGAUGGUGAGAGUAGUCAGCAACAAAGGACAUCUGCCACAUUUGUUGAAGCCGAACCAUUACAGGAAGAUAUUCUAGCGGUUUUAAGAGGUGACGAAACCACAGCGGCAAUGGAUGUGGCAAUGCAAGAAACACAGCCGCAGCCGCCCUCCCAACAUUUGGUCAAAGAAAAUGGCUUAGAACAAGAGGCGAAUGAAAACAUACCAGCCGAUACAGAAGUGGCCGAUGGCGAUGCGUCGGUUGCUACUCCCGCUGUUGCAACAACCGCAAAACGAACGAGAGGAAGGCCGAAAGCUAACUAUGCUGAACCACCUGAAGAUAUUGAUACUCCUCCAGCACAAACGCCAAGAACGCGAGGACGCAAACCAGCCGCUGUGUUGCAACCUUCCGCCUUAGUAGCUGACGAAACCCCGGCAACCAAUAAACGGGCGACUCGAAGAGGCAAAAAGGUGGUAGACGAACCCAUGCUUAUAGAUGACACGAGUCCAGCAGCACAACAAACAACCCCAGCAAUUAUGGAAGAAUCAUCUCCCAAUAAAUCGGAAGAGGAAAAUAAUCCUGUAUUAGCGCCGGUGGUAACAACGAGACGAGGCCGGGCCAGUCGUAAUGCAAAUAACAACAACAACAAUCUCAAUAACAACAACAUUAAUAAAAUUGCGAUAAACCUAACGGCAAAAGCGAACAAUCACCAAGAAUCGGUGGCAAAUCAUAAGCUUUCACCUUGUGAAAGUGCCACACCGACAACGACUUCAGUCGUCAAUCCUCCAGUUACACAAAAGAGCUAUGGCCGCAAACGGAAAAACCAACAAACAACCCAAGUUCUGCAGCCGUCAUCACAGGAGGACAAUGAAGAAUAUACACAACCCCCGCCCGCUAAACAACUUAACCUAGAUUUGCCAACAACGGACAACAUCGACACGCAAAUUGCACCUAUACAGCCUUUCAAUGAAAAUCGUCUCACACCCUCAUUGGAUAUACAGGAUAAUAAUUCCCUGGAUUCGUGUUCCUUACCGCGGCCGCCAAGCAGUUUAGGUGGUGGCGAUCAGCCGUCAUUAUCACCUCCACUAAGAGAUUACAAAAUAAAGGACAAGUUCAAGCGAACCCUUACCCUAGAUACUCAAGUCAACAACACUGUGGUUGUAAAACAGACCGAUGCAUCGUCCGCCAGUGUCAACAACAGCAAUCCUCAACAGGUGGAACCGGUUAAAUUGGUAAUAUCGAAGAAGAAGGGCAGCAUAUUUAAGAGUCGAGUUCCCUCGGAGCAAACUGAGCAGGUUGGCAAGCGUCACUUGUAUAAACAUCGAUGGGAAGCAUCGGCCAAUGGAGAUGCAAAUAGCGAAGAGAAUGCCACAACUCCAACCGCCAGCAAACCACCAGAAGUGAAGAAUACCAAUGCCACAGUCGAAGCCAUAUUCAAUGACUUUAACAGCGAUGAAACACGCAGCAGCCCUGUACCUCCAAUAAAAAUGACUAGAGUCAUCAAACCCAACCCUCAAGCAAUCACAACUUUGAACACUGGCAUGGAUGACCCCAGUACCGACACCAUAACAUCUGUGAAAAUUGAUCGCAAAGCAAAAGAAUACUAUACUGUGGUACGCAAUGUUAAGACCGCCCACCAAAUCCAAGAAAUCGGUGAAUAUCAGGAAAUGGACGAUGAUGUUGAGUACAUUUUGGAUGCCUUGCAACCGCACAAUCCCCUAUCUACUCGGUGCCUGUCGGCCUUGCAACUGGCCACAAAAUGUAUGGUUCCUGCUUUUCGUAUGCACGUAAGAGCUCAUGGUGUGGUCACCAAGUUCUUCAAGGCCUUAUCCGAUGCCAGUCGUGAUCUCUCACUUGGUCUAUGCACCACGGCAAUUAUGUAUAUAUUGUCGCAAGAAGGUUUGAAUAUGGAUUUGGACAGAGACUCGCUGGAAUUGAUGAUGUUGCUAUUGGAAUCGGAACAAACUGUAGCAGCGCCAGCUGAUCAUGCCAACUACGAGCGUAACAAACAGCGAGUACGAGAGCUGUGUGAAGAACUCAAGGGCCAGGGCAAAGGCACCCAUCUAAAUGUCGAUUCGAUAACCGUUGGAACAUUAGCCAUGGAAACAUUGCUGUCACUUACAUCUAAACGGGCAGGUGAAUGGUUCAAGGAGGAGUUGCGGGAGUUGGGCGGCUUAGAACACAUCAUAAAGACAAUAAAUGAUUGCUGUCGUCCUGUUAUCGAUAAUGUGUAUAGUGAAACUGGUAUCAAUUGGACACGGCCGCUUCUGGACAAUAUGCAAACCGUAGAACGGUGUUUACGCGUCUUGGAGAAUGUUACUCAACUAAAUGAGGAGAACCAAAAAUACAUUCUCACCUACAAUAAUGGGUCGGCGGCCACCACUCUCUGUUCUCUUUAUUCGCUGUGCAAUCGUGAGCUAAUCAUGUAUCCCACCUCUGAAUUUACCUCACGUGACAAUCCUGGCAUCGUUAUACGUGAAUUAUUGAUACCGUUAAUGAAGGUGCUAAUCAGUCUGACGCAUUCAUUUAGUCCGACAAGCACAAUGGGAGCUGAAUUGGUGGGACGAAAACCCGAUGUAAUCGAUACAAGUUUCCAUCUACUGUUAAAAGCACCAAACUACAUUCCUGAACGUUGUGUCUUUGAACUGAGCAUAUUGUCUCUUUCAUUGCUCAACAAUCUAACAAUGCAUACCCAGGAGAAUCGGGAUCGUGUCAUGAAAGCUUAUGCGCCAUCUGACUUUGGUCUGGGACAUCAUGAUCUAAUGCAACAUAGGGAAUCGGCAAUAUCGGCGGUAAUGGCUUAUUUCUAUAAAUGUGAAGAACUGGCAAGAUUGGUUGAAAAGAAUACAGAUGCCUUCCUGGAUAAACAGGAUAAGAAUAAAAAGAAACAGGAGGAAGUUGAUGAGACUGUAAAUAAUUUACUGCAAAAAGCCGGCCACCAUAUGGAACAUUCCCUCAAAGGUACCUAUACAGCAAUAUUGAUUGGCCAUCUCAUUACCGAUAAUGAAGAAUAUGAGGCUAUUGUACGUUCACAUGUUCAUGGUAAUGGUUUCAAAGAGAUCAUCGGUGUAUUGGAGAAAUAUUACAAUUUCAUGAAUCUAACAGCCAGUGCCGAAGCAUCGAUUGUUGCCCACAUAAAAUCUACCCACAAACUAUUGGAAUACUUUAAAAAACGAGAUUAUAUUAUGCAAGAAAUGAAUCAGGAGGAUGGGGUGCCGCUAAAUUUGGAAACGCACCACCAUCAUCAUGAUCAGGACUAUGAACACGCAAAUACAUCGGCGAAUUGUUCAUCAGCGACUACAACGUCAACACAACGUGUUUAUAAGACGUAUAGUCAGAGAUAAGAAUAACCAUUACAAAACUUAGGAAAAACAUCUUCACCAGAAACAUAAUUAAAUUAAACAUUCUUUUGUUUGUAACAAUUAUGUUUUUUAUAAAUUUAUAUAUUUUUAAUUUUCUUUGUUUAAAAUCGGUUUAAGAUACCCGCUCUCACACCAACACACACACAAUGCAACAUGCAAAAGCUGCAAAACAUAACGUGAAACUUGAUUCUAACUGCUUUUAUUAGAUUUAAAAUAAGAUUAUACCACCUUUCACUCUUUUACAAAAUCACACAUCACUUGUAUAAAUUAUACAAAAACUAAGUACAUUUAAUUGUUUUACUUUUUAAACGAGCAGGAAUAUAAGUAAUACUUAUUUUAUUGGCAUAUUCCCAUCAACUGUAUUAUCUUUCAUUCACUUACUAUUCUUUGUUUGUGUGUGUGUUAUGUUUUGUUUUCCAAAUACAUUGUUUAAUAAGCACAAAUUUAUAUAAAAUAGAAAUAGUAGUAAAAUACAUAUUUGUUCGUUCGUAUUUUUUUCUCAUAUUUAUCAUAGAUUAGUGAGUAUGUCAAAACUUUGUAAAUAUAUUUUAUAUAUAAAAACAAUGCUAUACAUAUUUGUAUGAAAUGAGUAGUUAAUAAAAAACCAAAAGAAAAAACAUAGUUUUUACGUAAACAAAAACUCCCCAUCUCACUUCAUUUAUUUUCUUAUUUUGAACAACUACUAUUUGUUUUGAUUAUUAUUCAGCAACACAUCCAUCCAUAUAAAUAUAAUUUUUCAUUACAAAACCAAAAUUAAAAAAGCAAAAAAAAAAAAAAAUAUAUAUAACUACUUUGGGUUUGCUAUGCAAUCUUUUUUUCUUAAUAAAUUAUUAAUAAUAAUUACUAUUAAAAGCUAAUAUAAUAUAUUUCCUUUCUUUUUACGCACUUAAGUUAUAUAAAAAAUCAAAUAAUCAAUUAAGUAAUAUAAAGUAACAACCACAACAAAAAGCAUUAGCAUUGAUCUUCAUUAAUGUCGGAUUUAAAAACAAAUUAAUUAUAGAUCUUUAUAUAUAUUUUUGAGAUAUUAAAACAAAAUUCUUCAAGAAACUGUAACAAAUUUCUAAAUUAUUAUAGAAAAAAAGACAAAAUACACAAUAAAAUUAUGGAAAAAAUUCAAAA
Messenger RNA from Musca domestica (house fly), 7214 nucleotides. RefSeq names its product protein wings apart-like (gene wapl). Gene Ontology annotation, biological process: regulation of chromosome condensation. The transcript is spliced from 7 exons. The record is from RefSeq and is a predicted model, not a curated record. The coding region runs from base 759 to 6077 and encodes 1772 amino acids. NCBI's taxonomy places the organism in Eukaryota, Metazoa, Arthropoda, Insecta, Diptera, Muscidae.